Messenger RNA from Vigna unguiculata (cowpea), 2048 nucleotides. RefSeq names its product aldehyde oxidase GLOX1-like. The record is from RefSeq and is a predicted model, not a curated record. NCBI's taxonomy places the organism in Eukaryota, Viridiplantae, Streptophyta, Magnoliopsida, Fabales, Fabaceae.
CUUACAUGUCGAAUCUAGUUCAUCAUCCCUAGCUCUUGAGGUUGCUCAAAAAAUCAAACAAACACAGUGAUGGAUCCAACAAUGACACGUUUCUACAAAGUCCUUUUGUUUCUCACUGUCUUGUUCCUUGUGGUGAAUGCGAACGAAGACAAGAACAGAGACAGAGAAAAACCGAAUAAGGUUUUCCAUAAGAUUCCUGGACAUCCACAGUAUACGAAGCGUUUCACUCAGCCAGGCACUGCACAAUCUGCUGUCAUGGAUGGUGGUGGCUUACCUAAUUAUGAAACAAAUUUCUUAGGAAGCUGGGAAUUACUUUCACCGGACUCGGGUGUUUCUGCCAUGCAGAUUCAACUCAUGCCUGAUAACACCAUCAAUGUCUAUGAUGCCACUGUUUAUCGUGUCUCUAGACUCCGUUAUCCACCAGGAAUGCCAUGUGUUCAAUUCCAUGAUGCAAACCUUAAACGAAACGUAGAUGAUUGUUUUGCUCAUGCAAUGGAAUACAAUAUUCUCACAAAUCAAGUUAGAGCACUCACGGUGAAGACAGAUCCAUGGUGUUCAUGUGGCGGGCUUACGGCUGAUGGUACUCUACUGGUUGCCGGUGGUUUCGCCGACGGAGGAAAAACUUCUAGAUACUACUUUGGUUGCAAAAAUUGUGACUGGAAGGAAUACCCUGAAACAUUGAGAGAGGCUAGAUGGUAUGCAACUCAAACUCUUCUUUCCAAUGGAGAGUACAUAGUGAUGGGAGGACGAAGAUCUUUUAGCUAUGAGUUCUUUCCAAAGGAGGGUCAAGUCACUGAAAAACCCUACUUUUUCCCGUUCCUCUACGAGACCUCAGACAUUGAUGAGAACAACCUUUACCCUUUCGUGCAUCUCUCUAGUGAUGGCAAUCUCUUCGUCUUCGCGAAUAACCGCUCCCUCCUCCUCGACCCUAUGAAGAACAAAGUGCUUCGCAUCUUUCCAGUGCUCCCCGGAGGUUCCCGAAACUACCCAGCUUCCGGCAUGUCUGCAAUUCUCCCCAUAAUCAUCGACCCUGCUGAAACGAUCAGCGCCAGAGUCCACGUUGAGGUCAUGGUAUGCGGCGGCAACACUCACGACAGUUUCAACAUUGCUGAAAGAACGAAACAGUUCCUCCCAGCUCUCAGAGACUGCAACAGAAUGGUCAUCACAAAACGCAGCGCGAAGUGGGUACGUGAAGAAAUGCCUUCGGGAAGAACCAUGGGGGAUCUUCUUAUCCUCCCCAACGGACAACUCUUGUUCAUCAAUGGCGCACAGAAGGGAACAUCUGCCUGGUGGGAUGCUGAUGAUCCUAAUUUCACACCGGUUUUGUAUACGCCGGAGAAGCCUCUGGGUCAGAGGUUUCAGGUGUUGAACCCUACCCAGAUAGCUAGAAUGUAUCACUCAACCUCUGCAGUGCUUCCCAGCGGCAAAAUCUGGGUUGCUGGUAGCAACACUCAUGAUACUUACAGGGAAAAGGAUAAGUUCCCAACGGAAACUAGGGUUGAGGCAUUCUCUCCUCCUUACUUGGACCCUAACCUAGCUGCAGUUAGACCCAAAAUUAUCGUGGAAUCUUCUGUGAAGUGGUUGUCGUACGGAAACAACUUCGACACGGUGUUCAAGAUGCCUGAUGUGAAUCUGAAGUUGGGCCCGAAAGACGUUAAACUCACCAUGUACUUUCCUCCUUUCACUACUCAUGGCUACUCCAUGAAUCAGAGGCUAUUGGUUCUUGCACCUACCAUUGUUCAAAACGCCGAUGGAACUUACAAGGCUACGGUAAAGGCACCGACGUUCCCUCAGGUAUCUCCUCCGGGAUAUUACGUGCUGUUCGUUGUCCACCGUGGAGUGCCUAGCGAGGGAAUGUGGGUGAAUAUUCUUCCGUAGACACACAUGGAAUUUUUUUUUUUUUUUUGUAGUUUCUAAUAUCUAGAGAAUCGUAUAUUUUUGAAGAACCAAAAAUGGAGGAAAAGAAAGUGGUGGUGUUGUCUCACCCUUCUUCAUUUGUAUUGUAAAAGUUUAAGUAUUUUAGUUGAAGAGUUUUUCAACUUUUUCAC